This is a messenger RNA of Pterocles gutturalis (yellow-throated sandgrouse), 1883 nucleotides long. RefSeq names its product La ribonucleoprotein domain family, member 7 (gene LARP7). Gene Ontology annotation, molecular function: mRNA binding. The transcript has 12 exons. The record is from RefSeq and is a predicted model, not a curated record. Gene Ontology annotation, cellular component: nucleus. Gene Ontology annotation, biological process: RNA processing. Bases 1 to 1788 code for a protein of 595 amino acids. Lineage: Eukaryota; Metazoa; Chordata; Aves; Pterocliformes; Pteroclidae.
AUGACAGGAAUGGAGAUUGAAACUGCAAGAGACAAAGCCAUGGAUGAAGAAAGCACUGAACAGAAGAAGGAGAGAGAGAAAAAGAAGAGGUCAAGGGUUAAACAAGUGCUUGCAGAUAUAGCGAAACAAGUUGAUUUCUGGUUUGGCGAUGUUAAUCUCCACAAAGAUAGAUUUCUUCGAGAACAAAUAGAAAAGUCCAGAGAUGGAUAUGUUGACAUAUCACUUCUUGUUUCUUUCAACAAAAUGAAAAAAUUGACUACCGAUGGAAAAUUGAUAGCUCGAGCAGUUAAAAGUUCAUCUGUUGUAGAGUUGGAUUUAGAAGGAACUAGAAUCAGAAGGCGCCAGCCACUGGGUGAGCAACCAAAGGAUGUGGAUAGUCGCACAGUCUAUGUGGAGCUGCUUCCCAAAAAUGUUAACCACAGUUGGAUUGAGCGGGUGUUUGGGAAGUGUGGUAAUGUAGUUUAUGUCAGUAUACCCAGGUAUAAAACUACUGGCGAUCCAAAGGGAUUUGCUUUUGUUGAAUUUGAAACUAAAGAGCAAGCAGAGAAAGCUAUUGAGUUUUUGAAUAAUCCACCAGAAGAAGCGCCACGGAAACCUGGGAUUUUCCCCAAAACAGUAAAGAAUAAGCCUGUCCCUGCACUGAAUGCAAGUAACAGCACUGUAGUAGAAGAGAAGAAAAAGAAGAAAAAAAAGAAAUCCAAAAUCAAGAAAGAGAGCAAUGUACAGGCAGCCGUAGAGACAAAGGAAUCAAACAUGAACACUACAAGAGAGCAAGUACCCAAGUCAAAAAGACACAGGACUUCAUCCGAGUGUUCAGAAAUGGAGGGAAUUGAGACUCACAGGCAGCCCUCAAAGAGAGAGAAGAGAAAAUGGGACAGAACAGAAAGCUCAGAGGUACCUUGGGAAAGCAGGCCGGGGAAAAGAAAAAGAACCAGCUCUGGAGAUGGUGAGACAUCAACUCCAAAAAUCAAGAAAACUGUUCAAAAGGAUGAAGUUUGUCCUGUAAAAGAGGAAAAAACAGAACCUCCGAAGGUUUCCAAUGAGGUGUCUGCAGAAGAUGAGAAAGAUGGUGAUAAAAAAGACACAUCCCUUUCAAAAUCUAAAAGGAAACAUAAGAAAAAACACAAAGAAAGACACAAAAUGGGUGAAGAAGUCAUUCCACUCAGAGUGCUCUCCAAGACUGAAUGGAUGGAUUUGAAGCAAGAAUAUUUGGCCCUUCAGAAAGCCAGUAUGGCCUCCUUAAAGAAAACAAUGUCUCAAAUCAAACCUGAGCCUGUAGGAGAGAUGGAAAUGGACUCUUGUGCACAGAAAAAGCCUCAGUCUAAAAAUGGCAAGCCCACCAGUGAAGAUUCUGCCCCUCCUGCCAGGGCUAACACAAUGGGGCCCCAGUUCGUGAGUGGAGUAAUUGUGAAGAUCAUUAGCACUGAGCCCCUGCCGGGCAGGAAGCAGAUCAAGGAUGCUUUGGCCGUGCUGGCUGAUGUUGCUUAUGUUGACAUGCUGGAGGGAGACACAGAAUGUCAUGUCCGUUUUAAAACUCCUGAGGCUGCACAGAUUGUCAUGAAAUCAUACAAAGAAAUACAGAUCAAAAACAACUGGAAAUUCGAAGUUCUCACUGGUGAUCAUGAACAACGUUACUGGCAGAAGAUUUUAGUGGACAGACAAGCUAAACUUAACCAGCCUCGAGAAAAGAAGCGGGGUACUGAAAAGUUGAUUGCUAAGGCUGAGAGGAUGAGGCUUGAAAAGACUCAACAGACAAGUAAACAUAUUCGUUUCACUGAAGAUAACUAACCAAGACUGAUUGUGAUUUUGAGAGUGAACUAGGUAUUUAAAGAAACCCAACGAAAACCAAACCCCACAAACACCACUGCUGACAGCAACUAAAC